Paramisgurnus dabryanus is the source of this 3092-nucleotide messenger RNA. The record is from RefSeq and is a predicted model, not a curated record. Lineage: Eukaryota; Metazoa; Chordata; Actinopteri; Cypriniformes; Cobitidae.
AAAUGUUUAUGUUAGCACAUUUAUAUUUAAUCAUUUAAACUAAACGUGUGCGUUUUUUAAGACCUCGCUGUGUUUUUUAAACCAAACACUUGAUAAAGUUCACACUAUGAUAAAUACAUGAAUGUAAAUGUAGUUCACACAUAUAAUAAAAUAUCACUUAGUCUACAUUAUAUUAAACUCAUAUGACUUUAUUAGGCUUACAUUAGUUAAACAAAAGAGGAGUAAUUUUGAUUUGAGUUGAAUUAUUGUUAAUGCUGAUGUGCUCUUUGUUUCAUGCAGUGAAUGUAAACAUAUUGACUCACAUUAAUGAUUAAGUCUCGUUUAUAAAUUAAAUCUGUUAAAUUAUUUGUAAUCAGAUGUUUAAUGUUUGUUUACUGUCAGCAGAGGGAGAAACACCUCAAACACUUCCUCAUACAAUAGUGACGUCACAGAUGAAAGUGAAAGUAAAUUGUUUCGUGUUUAUCUUCCGCCAUUUUGAACAGUUGAUGUAAAAGUUGUAGUAUUUUGAGAAAGUGAAUCCAGUCAGAUUGUGAUGACAGCGAGUGUUCAGGUGUGUUCAGGAAGAGUUUAAAGAUGAAUAUUUGAUGAAUAACUCAGAUUUUUAAUGACAUCUUUCAUGUUUCUUGCUAUGAACUCAGUGUUUUAUAUUGUUGUUCAAUAUCAGUUGUGGAGAUCAGAUUGAUCAGAUUCACCUCUGCAGCUUCAUCAUGGAUCAAACACAAACAUCAACAGAUGAAGAUUUUUCUCCAGGAUGCAGUAUCAGUUGUGGAGAUCAGAUUGAUCAGAUUCACCUCUGCAGCUCCAUCAUGGAUCAAACACAAACAUCUCCAGGAUGCAGUUCAGAUCAUCAGAAGAGAUCAGAUUCAGAGUUCAGUUGUGUGUCUAUGAAGAGUGAUGCGUCUAUGAAACAACCAAUAUACUUUAAGAGUGAAGAUACACGGCCUGAUAGAAGACGAAUCAUAACAGAACCCGACUGUAAGGGGAGAAAGAUUGAGCAAUUUGGGAAUCAACUACAAGACUUCAAUAAAAACAUGAGUCCUCAUUUCAGUCAUGACUCUGAUCUUGCUGAAGUCCUGAACACAUUCAGAUCAAAUCUGAGGAAGAAGUUUGAGUGUUUGUAUGAAGUAACAUCAAAUAAGAGAAACCCAACACUACUGAAUGAGAUCUACACAGAGCUCUACAUCACAGAGAGUGAAAGUGGAGAGAUCAGUAAUGAACAUGAGGUGAGACAGAUUGAGACACAAUCCAGAAGAACAACAACAGAGGAGACACCAAUCAAAUGUAAUGACAUCUUUAAACCUUUACCUGAACAAGACAAACACAUCAGAAGUGUGCUGACAAAGGGAGUCGCUGGCAUUGGAAAAACAGUCUCUGUACAGAAGUUCAUUCUGGACUGGGCUGAAGAGAAAGAGAAUCAGGACGUCCACCUCAUAUUUCCACUUCCUUUUAGAGAGAUCAAUUUGAUGAAGAACAAAACACUCAGUCUUUUAGAUCUUCUUCAUCUUUUCUUCCCACAAACAAAAGAAAUGAAAAUCUUCAGUGAUGAAUAUAAAGUGUUGUUCAUCUUUGAUGGUUUGGAUGAGUGUCGUCUGUCUCUGGAUUUUCACAGCAGUGUGAGGUUGUGUGAUGUAAGUGAAUCAACCUCAGUGGACGUGAUGCUGACAAACCUCAUCAAGGGGAAUCUGUUUCCCUCUGCUCUCAUCUGGAUCACCUCCAGACCAGCAGCAGCUGAUCUCAUCCCCUCUGAGUGUGUUGAUCGAGUCACAGAGGUACGAGGCUUCACUGAUCCACAGAAGGAGGAAUACUUCAGGAAGAGAAUCAGUGAUGAGAGUCUGUCUGAUCAAAUCAUCUCACACCUGAAGUCAUCCAGGAGUCUCUACAUCAUGUGUCACAUCCCAGUCUUCUGCUGGAUUUCAGUCACUGUUCUAGAGAGAAUGUUGAGUAAAGCAAAGAAAAGAAAAGAGAUCCCCAAGACUCUCACUCAAAUGUACACACACUUCCUGAUCAUUCAGACAAAAAUCAAACAUCAGAAGGACUAUGAGAAGAAAGAUGAAGACAUGAUCUUCAAACUGGGGAAACUGGCUUUUAAGCAGCUUGUGAAAGGCAAUCUGAUCUUCUAUGAUGAAGACCUGAGAGAGUGUGGCAUUGAUGUAGCAGAAGCAUCAGUGUACUCAGGAUUGUGUACUCAGAUCUUCAGAGAGGAGUUUGGUUUGUAUCAGGGGAAAGUUUACUGCUUUGUUCAUCUCAGCAUCCAGGAACAUCUAGCAGCUCUUUAUGCUCACCUUUCCUUCACAAACAAAUACAGAUAUGUGUUCAAACCAGGUCAGUUUUCUAUAACUUUAAAACAGCCUUCAUUUUCUGAGUUACAUUAUCGAGCUGUAGAUGAAUCUUUACAGAGUAAUAAUGGACAUCUGGAUCUUUUUCUGCGUUUUCUUCUGGGUCUUUCACUGGAGUCCAAUCAGAUUCUCUUACAGGAUCUACUGACACAGAUGAGAAGAUGCUCCUACAAGAAAGAGAAAACUGUUGAGUACAUUAAACAGAAGAUGAAUGAGAAUCUGUCUACAGAGAAAUCCAUCAAUCUGAUUCACUGUCUGAAUGAACUGGGUGAUGAUUCACUGCUGCAGGAGAUUCAACAUUAUGUGAGAUCUUCAUCAGUAGGAAAGACCAAACUCUCCUCUUCACAGUGGGCAGCUUUAGUUUUUGUGUUGUUGACGUCUGAGCAGCAUUUGGAUGAACUUGAUCUAAAACCAUUUAUUGGAGAUAAAAAUACAGCAGAUGAAGUUCUUGUGAAACUGCAGCUUGUGAUUAAAGAAACCAAAAAACUAUGGUAAGUAAAACUAACAACAAUCACAUGACUGUUUACAUAUUAAAGCAACACUGUGUAGUUUUCCAUGUAAGAUUGGCUUACGGCUCCCACAUGAGGUUGAAAAGCCCAACAGUGCAAUAGUGUUGCUUUAAUACAAUUAAUUUAAUUAUUUUAUGAUUUUAUUUUGAACUCUUACUUUGGAAGAAUCUUUUCUAACAAAAGUCAUUUUCUUAAUGUUGUACAUAAAUCAGCAGUCAAUCUUAAAAAAGUUCCCAACAUUCUGCCA